Nicotiana attenuata is the source of this 1089-nucleotide messenger RNA. RefSeq lists its product as uncharacterized. The record is from RefSeq and is a predicted model, not a curated record. Gene Ontology annotation, molecular function: nucleic acid binding. Bases 1 to 1089 code for a protein of 362 amino acids. The transcript is spliced from 3 exons. NCBI's taxonomy places the organism in Eukaryota, Viridiplantae, Streptophyta, Magnoliopsida, Solanales, Solanaceae. Gene Ontology annotation, biological process: DNA integration.
AUGGCCUCACCUGUCAAAGCACCUGAACAAUCAUCAGCCAUAGCAUUCAAUACAACAAUACCUAUAACAAAUUCAGUUCCUGCUGCUUCUCCUGUUUCAGUUCCAGCCUCUACUAUAGCCUCUGCUUGCUCUCCAUCAAAGCAUUCAGAUCACUGCUCUAUGUGGCACCAAAUACUUGGCCAUGCUCAAGUGGCGAAUCAAUUUUCUGCUUCUAUCAAGAUCGUUAGGUCUGAUAAUGGUCUUAAAUUUUUUAAUGCUCAAUGUGCAACUCUUUUCACUUCUCUUGGAAUUGUCCAUCAAAGUUCUUGUGUUCACACUCCACAACAAAAUGGAGUGUCAGAACGAAAGCAUAGGCAUCUACUUGAAAUGGCUAGAGCCCUUAGGUUUCAAGCUCAUUCCCCGUUGAAAUUCUGGGGAGAAUGUGUUCUUACAACUUCCUUCAUCAUUAAUAGAUUGCCUUCUUCAGUUCUUUCAGGGAAAUCUCCUUAUGAGCUGUUUCAUGGUCAAUCACCUUCACUUACUCAACUUAAGGUGUUUGGCUAUUUGUGUUAUGCAACCACACCAUGCUUCACAGACAAGUUCUCUUCUAAAGCCAUUCCUGCAAUCUUCAUGGCUUCUAUUCCUUCUUAUGAUGAUACAUUUCCUACCAGAGAUGAUGUACCAUCCAGUUCACCUCCAACUUCUGUUCUAACUCCAAAACCCCUCAUUGCACAACCAGAACCCUCUAGUCUACAACCACCUCUAUCUCCUGUUAUGCAACCUAACAUUACUCCCUCAACACCUUCUCCCAUUGAGCAACAACCCACUCACAUUUCAGAUGUCACUCUGAGGAAGUCUGUCAGGACAUCUAAUCCUCCCUUAUGGCUAACUGACUAUGUGCAUCAGGUCAAGCCUACUUCCACUCCUUAUUCCAUAUCUUUCUCCCUCAACUACUCUUCUUUAUCACCUUCUUAUAAAGCCUGUCUAACUUCUUAUUCUUCCAUUGUUGAACCUACAACCUUUGAACAAGCUGCUACAGACAGCAAUUGGGUGCAGGAUAGGAACUUGAGGUUUAGGCCCUCACUGGCAAUAACGCCUGGGAGUUGGUAG